AAACAACCCACCCCACCCCGCCAUCCACCCCGCCAUGGCAGACACAGACGUCUCCACCAGCACGCCCGACGCGCAAAUCGACCACUCCGCCUCAAUCGAGUACUGGUCCGGCAUCAAUGCGGAUGUCGAUGGCAUGCUUGGCGGAUUCCCGCACGUGAGCCGCGUCGAUCUGCAAGGGAGCAGGGCGUUGAUGGCGAAGCUGGGGGUUUUGGCUGGGAAGGCAGAGGGGGAUGCGAAGCCUUUGGGAAGGGCGGUUGAUUGUGGGGCUGGGAUUGGACGCAUUACGAGAGGGCUGUUGUUGUCGCUUGCGGAGAAGGUGGAUGUUGUGGAGCCGAUUAAGAAGUUUACGGAUGCGUUGGCGGAUGUGCCGGGUGUGGGGGAGGUGUAUAAUGUUGGGCUUGAGCUGUGGAAGCCGGCGAGUGGUGCGGUGUAUGAUCUUGUUUGGAACCAGUGGUGUGUUGGUCACCUGACGGAUCUUCAGCUUGUUGGGUAUUUGCGGAGGUGUGGAGAGGCGCUGAGGAGGGAGGAGGGGGGGAAGGUGGUGGGGUGGAUUGUUGUGAAGGAGAAUUUGACGAGCGAGGAGGAUGUGUAUGAUGAGACUGAUAGCAGUGUCACUCGGACGGAGGAGAAGUUCAAGGAGUUGUUCAACGAGGCAGGGCUAAAAAUUCUGAGGACGGAGUUACAGCGAGGGUUUCCUAGGGAGUUGUAUCCUGUGAGGGCGUGGGCUCUACAGCCUAUGAUCUAAGAUAGAUGGAUGGACAUAUUAUAUGUCCAUCCAUAUAUAUAUAUAUAUAUAACAGGGUUAGCAAUUCGAAUAUAAACUUGAAUACUAGGCUAUAUUCAUAUUCAUGAAUAAAAAUUAUAACGUG
Pseudogymnoascus destructans is the source of this 869-nucleotide messenger RNA. RefSeq lists its product as uncharacterized. Gene Ontology annotation, molecular function: N-terminal protein N-methyltransferase activity. NCBI's taxonomy places the organism in Eukaryota, Fungi, Ascomycota, Leotiomycetes, Thelebolales, Thelebolaceae. Gene Ontology annotation, cellular component: cytoplasm. The coding region runs from base 35 to 745 and encodes 236 amino acids. Gene Ontology annotation, biological process: N-terminal protein amino acid methylation. The transcript has 3 exons. The record is from RefSeq and is a predicted model, not a curated record.